Notolabrus celidotus (New Zealand spotty) is the source of this 1043-nucleotide messenger RNA. RefSeq names its product N-acetylaspartate synthetase-like. Lineage: Eukaryota; Metazoa; Chordata; Actinopteri; Labriformes; Labridae. The coding region runs from base 271 to 1026 and encodes 251 amino acids. Gene Ontology annotation, cellular component: mitochondrial membrane. Gene Ontology annotation, molecular function: L-aspartate N-acetyltransferase activity. The record is from RefSeq and is a predicted model, not a curated record. The transcript is spliced from 3 exons.
UCCCCUCCCUAUACAUUUUCACUAAAGUUUUCAUCACCACUCCCCACAUUACGUGUGUGUGCACUUUAACUGAGUCGGGGUCUUAUCUGUAUAGGGACACUCAUUGAUACGUGCUCAAAGACAAGCAGCACACCAGAGAUUGAAGAGAGAAACUUGCACAACUGACGGCACAACUUAUGGUAAAAUUAGAUGUCAGUGGUUGUUUUAAAGUUACCAGUUCUACACCUGCAUACUCGUCAUCCAUAGCAAAUAUAAGUUUUUGAUUUGGAUAUGGAAGAUAAAGGAGCAAAAAAUGGUGUCCAAAAAGAACCAAAAACUCAAACUGGACUUCAGAAGAUAGUUGUGCGUGAGUUUGAACCAGCUGACAAUGCAGAAGUACAGCGGAUCUUUGCUGAGGGACUGAUGGAGAUGGUAUCAGACACUGCCUUCAGAGGCUUAUUACACCACCCAGAGAGUAUCCUGCUCUACACUACUUUCAUAAUUCUGUGUUUUGUUAUCACCAUGUGCUGGUGGGUGAUAGGACUCCUCCCUGUGGUUUUGCUGUGGGGGCGCUACUUUUACAGCACGCGUGUGAUACGUGGUUACCUGGAGCAUGCCAUGAGCACAGACAUGGGAGACAUCGAGGGGUUUUACUUGAAAUCAUCAGACUCCUGUCUAUGGGUAGCAGUGCUGGAAGGCAAAGUGGUGGGUGUCGUGGCAGCAGUGUGCCAGAAGAGGUCAGGGGGUGCUGUUGAAUUGCAGCGGAUGUCUGUUGACCAGAGGUUUCGGCAGUGUGGAAUCGGCAGUGCACUAGGAAGAAAGGUUCUGGAGUUUGCUGUUCUUCAGGGAUGCUCCACUAUUGUUCUGGGAACUACUGCGUACAAACAAAGUGCCCACCGGCUCUAUCAGAGUCUUGGCUUCCAAUGUGAACGGAUCACCAAUGGGUACGUCACCCCGGGUACGAGAUGUACCUUACUGGAAAGAAUUUUCUACAGGGUCUGCCUUCAUCACUAUAUCAUUGAUAUGCAAAAUUGCAAGUUGGCUUAAAAUGAACACUGACUUUA